Mytilus californianus (California mussel) is the source of this 717-nucleotide messenger RNA. Its product is annotated as galactosylceramide sulfotransferase-like. The record is from RefSeq and is a predicted model, not a curated record. Gene Ontology annotation, biological process: glycolipid biosynthetic process. The transcript has a single exon. Gene Ontology annotation, molecular function: galactosylceramide sulfotransferase activity. Lineage: Eukaryota; Metazoa; Mollusca; Bivalvia; Mytilida; Mytilidae. Gene Ontology annotation, cellular component: membrane. The annotation marks the transcript as partial.
AUGGCGACAAAUCAGAAGGAAAUAAAAUCGACAAAUGAAAAUUCGACAAUGAAAAAAAGAAAUGUAAAUGAUGAUAAGUGUAACGAUCGAGUUAACACUGUUGCUUUUCUAAAAGUUCAUAAAGCAGGAAGUACUACAGUGAUGAAUAUAUUUUUAAGAUAUGGAGAAUCUCAUGGAUUGAAUAUUGCAUUACCAAGGGUUCCUAAAUCAAAACAAAAUGCAAGAUUUUGGAAUUAUCUCGGUGUUGAUACCGUUUUACAGAAAGAAAGACUAAUUCCUAUUCCACCAAAUGAAUCAUACAGCAUUAUAUGUAAUCACGUAGUUUACAGUAAAGACAGAUUUACAGAAAUUCUUGGUCCGGGUGUUGUAAAUAUUGGAAUAAUACGACACCCAGCUUCACUAUUUCUCUCAGGAGCAUAUUAUUGGCAUUUAUUUGAUAUCUUAAGAAAGAGAAUUACAGGAAAGAAUGAUAAUGAACGUUUGUCAAAAUAUUUAAAACAUCCAUAUAUAUACGAACAUCUCAUGCAUAAUCGGAUGUUCUUCGAUUUUGGACUUCCGGUCAAAUAUUUUGACAAUGACACUGCUAUUGAUGAAAAACUCAAAUCACUGGAUAAAGAAUUCUCACUGAUAAUGAUUUUAGAAUACUUUGUCGAAUCUCUUGUACUUAUGAAAAGAAUUUUAUGUUGGGAUUUAAAAGAUAUAUUAUUUAUACCAAUA